AUGAGGUUCGGCAAGGGGCUCCUUUUGGGGCUGCUUGCCUUUGCGCAAGUUGUCAUGGGCGAGGAUUACUACAAGGUCCUCGGUGUCGGCAAGGACGCAACGGAGAAACAGAUCAAGUCUGCCUACAGGCAACUAAGCAAGAAAUACCACCCAGACAAGAACCCGGGUGACGACACGGCCCACGAGAAGUUCGUCCUCGUCUCCGAAGCCUACGAGGCGCUCUCCGACCAAGAGUCACGCUCCAUGUACGACCAGCUCGGCUACGACGCCUACAAGCAGCGCAAGCAAAACGGCGGGCAGGGCGGCGGUCACGACCCCUUCGACCUCUUCUCCCGCUUCUUCGGCGGCAGCGGCCACUUUGGCAACCGACCUGGGGAGCGCCGCGGCCCCAACCUCGAGCUCAAGGUCGGCAUCGCCCUGCGAGACUUUUACAAUGGGAAAACGACAGAGUUCCAGUGGGACAAGCAGCAAAUCUGCGACGAGUGCGAGGGGACCGGUGCGGCGGAUAAGGUGGUGCAUAAAUGUCAUGCCUGCAACGGGCAGGGUGUCAGAUUGGUGAGGCACCAGAUCGCGCCCGGGAUGGUCACCCAGGUGCAGAUGCAGUGCGAUCACUGCGGUGGGAGGGGCAAGUCCAUCAAGCACAAGUGCAAGGCUUGCGGUGGCGAGCGGGUUGUUCGCAAGCCUACUCCUGUGUCGGUUACUAUUCAGCGGGGCAUGGCUAAUGGGGUGCGGAUCGCGUAUGAGAACGAGGCCGACGAGAGCCCGGACUGGGUGGCUGGUGAUUUGCUGGUUACUCUUGUUGAGAAGGAGCCCAGUCUGGAGGAGGACAACCCGGACCAUGUGGAUGGUGUGUUCUUUAGGCGCAAGGGCAAUGAUGUCUACUGGAAGGAGGUGCUGUCUGUCCGGGAGGCCUGGAUGGGCGACUGGACCAGAAAUCUCACACACCUGGACGGGCAUAUCGUACGGUUAGGGCGCAAAAGAGGGGAGAUCAUUCAGCCCGGCCACGUCGAGACGGUGCCAGGGGAGGGUAUGCCCAUCUGGGACGAGGACGGGGACAGCGUCUACCACAAGACCCAGUUUGGCAACCUCUACGUCGAGUACACGGUUAUCUUGCCAGACCAGAUGGAGAGCGGGAUGGAGAAGGAGCUGUGGGCGCUGUUCCAAAAGUACAGGCAAAAGAACGGGGUGGAUCUGCACAAGGAUAGCGGCAGGCCAGAAAAGGUUGUUUUGCAUGAGGACAGGGAGCAGGAGCGGGAGCAUGAGGAGUUAUGA
Molecule: messenger RNA, 1272 nt
Organism: Podospora anserina S mat+
Lineage: Eukaryota; Fungi; Ascomycota; Sordariomycetes; Sordariales; Podosporaceae
Exons: 3
Coding region: 1-1272 (423 amino acids)
Biological process (GO): protein refolding
Cellular component (GO): cytoplasm
Molecular function (GO): Hsp70 protein binding
Source: RefSeq, a predicted model, not a curated record